AUGAUACAGAAAAAGAGGAGAAAAUGUCUAGAGAAAAUGAGCGUAAGGACUUGUUGGAGGAAAUGGUGAACGAAGUUUUGGACAUGAGUGAUGAAGAUGUUGAUCUAUUUAGUGAUGAUUCAGAGGAGAAUCAUCCUAGUGGAGAUAGUGGGGACAGUUCUGAUAGCAGUUGCAGCCCACCGAGAAAAACUAGAAGAACAACAUUACAUACAGAGCUUUCCAGUGGGGAAGGUUGUUCAAAAUCUAUUACUGACAGAAUCAAAUCAGUUGUAGCCAAUUUCAGUGAGAGUGAUUCUUCAUCAGAUGUUUCUGAAGAACCUGUAGUGACUAGUGUAAAUUCUCUGACUUGGGGUCCAGUUUCAGGGAGUAACAUGAAGAUUUUUGACUUUGUUGAAAAUAACCCUGGUGUUCCAAACGAAAUUGCAGUAAAUCUCCAUGAAAAAACACCUUAUGAUUUUUUCAAAUUCUUCAUAACAGAUGAUGUUAUUGACUACAUGGUGAAGGAAACUAAUAUCUACGCAAGUCAGACUUUACAGAAGGGUAAUAUCAAACCCCACUCCCGACUUAAAAAGUGGUAUGAUGUAACUUCUCAAGAAAUGGAACGAUUCUUAGGUGUCUUGCUUUGGAUGGGCCUUAGCAAGAAGCCAAGACUUCCACACUAUUGGUCAAAGAACAUUUUGUAUGACAAUUCAGUGAAAAAGCUUAUAUCACGAAACCGCUUUGAAAUGCUUCUGAGAAUGUGGCAUUUCUCCAACAAUGAAGAAUGUCCUCCUGGUGACCGUCUCUUCAAGAUCCAGCCACUUCUUGAUCGUCUUCUUGAAAGGUUUCAGAUUGCUAUAGUUCCAGAUAAGGAAAUCUGUAUUGAGGAAACUGUGGUACCAUUUCGUGGACAUCUGAGUUUCGUAGAGUACAUAAAAAACAAACGCCAUAAAUUUGGAAUAAAACUUUUCAAACUUUGCCUAAGGGACAGUUACACCUGGAAUGUGAAAAUUUAUUGUGGGAAGGAAGCAAAAUCUGGCGUUCCUGUUUCAUCCUCAAUUGUCAUGAAGCUAAUAGAAGGUUUACUAGAUAGUGGACGUGUUUUAUAUACUGAUGGCUACUACACCAGCAUCCAUCUAGCUCAUCAACUCCUUGAGCGUGCUACGUAUCUGGUGGGCACACUAAGAAGUAACAGGAAACUAAACCCACCAGAUGUAGUAAAGACAAAGCUGAACAAGAAUGAAGUAAUUGCUCGAGAAAGUGACACAGGAGUCAUUGUCCUCAAAUGGAAGGAUAAGAGAGAUGUAUUGAUGCUAAGUACUAUGCAUGGAAAAGACACUAAAGGAGUUGAAACAAGAAAAGGUGUUGUAGAGAAACCACAUAUGUUCGUAGAUUAUAAUAAUUCAAAGACGUUCAGUGGCCUCUCAGAUCAACUGAAGUCAUAUUCAUGUUCUUUGAGACAUGGCAUAAAGUGGUUCAGAAAAUUAGCAAUAGAGCUAAUCACUGAAUUAGCUUUGGUGAACUCACUUGUUCUCUACAGACUUGUGAACAAAAAGAAGAUCUCAAUCACAAAAUUCAAAGAACAAGUCUGUCUAAAACUGCUCCAGACAGAUGAAACACGUAUUGCAGUGCCGUUGCUCCCGUCGCCAACUGUGACUUGUUCUCUCACAAACAUGGGCUCUGCCAGAAGAAGAUGUACUGUGUGCUAUGAAAAAACACAAGCUGAGAAAGGACGUGAAUAUGCCAUGAAAAGAUGUAAACAGACAGCAUGGAAAUGCAGCAAAUGUAAUGUGUACUUUUGUGAAUCAAGCCAUAGGUAUCAACCAGAUGUCAACUCUGAAGGGAAGAUUUUUAUAAAGAUAGACUCACACCAGAAGGUCCCUGGCAUGUAUAAUGAGGAUACUUUACUGAUACCUGAGUAUGAAAAAGUCUCUUGGUAUGAGGACCAGUUAGAAAGACAGGAGGGCAGGCCCACAGAAGAAAGACAGUAUAACUGCAGUGAAUGUGGGAAGUUUUCCCAGAGCUCAGGCCUUGUUUGACAUCAGAGAAUCCACACUGGAGAGAAACCCUAUGAGUGUGAUCACUGUGGAAAAGCCUUUAGUGUGCGCUCAACCCUCACUGUGCAUGAGAGAAUCCACACUGGCGAGAAGCCCUAAACUUGUCAUGAAUAUAAGAAAGUCUUCAGUGUAAGGGCACACCUGAUUAUACAUCAGAGAAUCCACAAUGGAGAGAAACCCUAUGAAUGUAAUGAGUGUGGCAAAGCAUUUAGUGUGAGCUCAGACCUGAUCAAACAUCAGAGAAUCCAUACAGGUGAAAAACCUUAUGAGUGUGAUGAGUGUGGGAAGGUUUUCAGUAUGAGCUCAGCCCUCAUCAAACAUCAGAGAAUACACACAGGAGAAAAGCCAUAUGAAUGUAAGGAGUGUGGGAAGGCCUUCUAUGUGAAUUCAGCCCUUAUUAAUCACAAGAGGAUUCACUCUGGAGAAAAGCCUUAUGAGUGCGGAGAGUGUGGAAAAGCAUUCAGCCAGAUCUCAACCCUUAUUCAUCACCAGAGAAUCCAUACUGGAGAGAAACCAUAUGAGUGUGAUGAGUGUGGGAAAGCUUUCCGUGGGAGCUCUAAUCUUACUAAACACCAGAAAAUACAUGCCAAAGGAAAGUGUCAUCGGUGAUUUAUGUGGUGAAUAUAUCCCAAAGACCUGUUGUCAUAUCAGAAGAUACCAUCAGAAGAUGAGUAUGGUAAAAGUUAAUGUCUUAUUUGACACUUCAUCCUUUGGAAUAUUAAAAGAAGUAAAAAGUCACUGAAAAGUGACUCCCAUCAGCAUAAUGAGUAAGGCUUUAAAAUCACAUCUGCUUC
Messenger RNA from Otolemur garnettii (small-eared galago), 2830 nucleotides. Its product is annotated as piggyBac transposable element-derived protein 4-like. Gene Ontology annotation, biological process: regulation of transcription by RNA polymerase II. The record is from RefSeq and is a predicted model, not a curated record. Gene Ontology annotation, molecular function: DNA-binding transcription factor activity; RNA polymerase II cis-regulatory region sequence-specific DNA binding. Lineage: Eukaryota; Metazoa; Chordata; Mammalia; Primates; Galagidae.